CAAUAACUUCAUUUUUCUUGUAUUAUUAUACUCUGUCAUCUGUCAAGUAAUUUCUAAAACAUUUUAUGAAUAUUACCAACAUGGGAAGUUUUGAGAAGAACACUAGCUGGACAAGCAGAGAUACUGAGAUCCCAAAGUUUCCUAUUCAAAGGUUGGAACCGUCCAUACAGAAGUUUCUUAAAGUGAUUGAAAUGGACUUGGACAGGUUACAUAAACACAGGCUUAAUAUUGAAAAGUACAGCAGACUUCAGGAUUGGACUAACUUAAACAAAGAACAGAUAAACACAACCCGUACAGUUCAACAAAUCGUCAGCAAUAUCAAGGAAAUAGAAAAAACACGCAGACAGGUUCAGGACAGUGAUUUACACAAGUUUGACGAAAAAAUUAAAGAUAUGAAAAACACAGCUAUUAGAUCCAUCAAAGAAUUUGCUGAAAUAGAAUCUACAGAAGCAGAGACUCAGCCAGAAUCUCAACAACAUGAACAUGAUGAUGAAGAAGAUGCAAACCUCAGUCAUCCACUCAUGCCAGGUAAACACACAGAUGACCCUACCAGGAAAGCCUCCGUAGAACUUGGGAUUGAACAGUUACAAAUUAAUCCUAAAAUCAUUGAAGACACAGAAGCAAUGGAGUCAUGGGAAAAUUUGCAUCAAAAUUUAAUGGAGUUAAACACGAUGAUUCAUCAUUUUUCUACUGAAGUUCAUUCACAACAGGAAAAAGUUGACAACAUCCAGGAUAACUUAGAAACUGCUCAACAAAGUAUAAACGAUGGGACACGAUCACUUGGCGGGGCUUCAAAAUACAAGGCAGCUAUUUUCCCAAUAGCUGGUGCUGUGAUUGGUACUAUAAUGGCUGGCCCUGUAGGAUUAGUGGCUGGAGCUAAGAUAGGCGGGGUGGCAGGAGCUAUUGGAGGUGGAGCUCUAGGUUUUACCGGAGGAAGAAUCAUUAAAUCAAGACAAGAUAAAAUUACAAAUAUUGAAUUGAGCAAUUUAAGUGAGAAAUCAACGGACUGUAGUCAUGGUAGUAGUGAGGAUAAACAAUCUCCAGGGAAUAGCUGGUUGCCAUGGAACUGGUGAAUAGGAAAUGGCUGGUUCCCUCAGAACUGGUGAAAGGAAAUAGCUGGUUCCCAUAUGCAUGGAACUUGUGAAAGCAAUUUUAGUGCUUUAGAAUUUCAUAAGUUUUGCCAUAGGAAUUACAGAUAGGAUUAUAUUAUAUCAUAAAGGGUAAAAUUAACUUUAAACUGCAUAUCUCCUGCUUCCAUUGGUUCAAACUGAGGAUGACAUAGACUCAUUAUUUUUAAAUGCAAUAUAGAAGUUUUUGUCAUACAUUAUAGGUGUACUACAACCUACAAAUCAUUAGAAGUAUAGAUGUUUUGUAUUACAUUGUGCAGUACUAUUUUCAUUUUUUUUUCCAUAUAUGUAUCUUCAAAAUGCAGAUUAUUCCAAGGUUUUGUCCACACUGUUUUAGUUUUCUAUUUUCUUGCCAUUGAUUCUGAAUUUUUGUUACUGGUAUUCUCUAAAGAAAGGUUGUGAAUUUCACUAAAUAGUGUUCUGUUCAUGUGUGUAAUAAACCAUGACAUUUUCUUACAUAGGUUGUGCAUUUCAGAGACAUUUCUGUGAAAAUUUUCUGAGGUCCAAGGGUAUAUCUUACAGUUCAGGGAGGACCUU
Molecule: messenger RNA, 1664 nt
Organism: Mytilus trossulus (common blue mussel)
Lineage: Eukaryota; Metazoa; Mollusca; Bivalvia; Mytilida; Mytilidae
Product: syntaxin-17-like
Exons: 8
Coding region: 66-1073 (335 amino acids)
Biological process (GO): intracellular protein transport; vesicle fusion; vesicle-mediated transport
Cellular component (GO): endomembrane system; SNARE complex; membrane
Molecular function (GO): SNARE binding; SNAP receptor activity
Source: RefSeq, a predicted model, not a curated record